Messenger RNA from Hemicordylus capensis (graceful crag lizard), 960 nucleotides. RefSeq names its product olfactory receptor 51G1-like. Gene Ontology annotation, molecular function: olfactory receptor activity; G protein-coupled receptor activity. The record is from RefSeq and is a predicted model, not a curated record. The coding region runs from base 1 to 960 and encodes 319 amino acids. NCBI's taxonomy places the organism in Eukaryota, Metazoa, Chordata, Lepidosauria, Squamata, Cordylidae. Gene Ontology annotation, biological process: G protein-coupled receptor signaling pathway. The transcript has a single exon. Gene Ontology annotation, cellular component: membrane.
AUGUAUGUCUCACGGUUGGAAAACUCAACCUUCAAUCCCACCUCCUUCCUCCUGACUGGCUUCCCAGGGCUGGAAUAUGCCCACCACUGGAUUUCCCUCCCCUUCUGCCUCAUCUACAUGACUGUGUUCAUGGGGAACUGCACCAUCCUCCAUGUCAUCAGGACCGAUUCCAGCUUGCAUGAGCCCAUGUACUAUUUCCUGGCCAUGCUGGCCAUUACUGACCUGGGCUUGUGCCUCACUACUUUGCCCACCGUCCUGGGCAUAUUUUGGUUUGAUUCUCGAGAGAUCCCCUUUGGUGCCUGCUUUGCCCAGCUCUUUUUCAUCCACUCACUCUCUCUGGUGGAAUCCUCUGUGCUCUUAUCUAUGGCCUUUGACCGCUUUGUGGCCAUCUGCAACCCACUGAGAUAUGGAUCCAUCCUGACCACACAGAGGAUCCUUAAGAUGGGGCUGGCCUUUGUGUUCCGGAGCCUGACUCUGAUCUUCCCUUUGCCCUUCCUCCUCCGCCGUUUCCAUUACUGCCGGACGAAUGUCCUCUCCCACUCCUACUGCUUGCACCUGGAAAUCAUGAAGCUGGCCUGCUCAGACAUCAUCGUCAACCACAUCUACGGGCUGACUGUGGUGGCCUCCACCGUGGGAAUGGAUUCACUCCUGAUCCUCCUCUCCUACGUCUUCAUCCUGAAGACCAUCCUGAGCAUUGCCUCCAAGGAGGAGCGCCACAAGGCCUUCAACACUUGCAUCUCCCAUGUCUGUGCCGUCCUCUUGUUCUACGUGCCCAUGAUAGGCCUGUCCUUGAUCCACCGCUUUGGAGAACGCGCUCCUCACAUCGUCCACAUCCUCAUGUCCUACGUCUACCUGCUGGCACCACCUCUGAUGAACCCCGUGGUCUACAGCAUCAAGACAAAGCAGAUUCGCCAAUGCAUCCUCAGGAAAUUCUGCUCUGCCAAGGCCAUCUGGUCCUAG